AAUUAUAAAAUGGCCAGACAUCAUCAUCACCAACAUCAACAUGGUCACGAAAACCAAAAGCAUAGCGAAGAACGUAAAGUAGAGCAACAAGCACAAGAAGUAGAACAAAUUGUGUUGGAAGAGGAAGUUUUAUCUGAUACAACCACAGUUGAAACAACAAGUGAACAACAAGAAAUUGUUCAAGAUAAUAAAUCAGGAAAUAAGUUUGUCUCACGUGUUACUUCAAUUCCUAUUGUUCAAGAUGGUGUUUCAACCGUCCAAGCAAUCGCUAACAAGACAAGUCUUGGUAGAUUUGCUCUCUUAACAGCUAACUCCACUUAUUUCACCGUCAGUAAAUACACCAACAGUCAACCUAAAUAUGUUCAAUCCUAUUAUGAAAGCUACAUUCAACCUCACGUCGAAAAGGCCGAUGCUCUUGGAUGUCGCUCUUUAGAUUUAAUCCAAAACAAAUUUCCCGUCGUUAACCAAUCCACUUCAGAGAUCGUUAGAGCUGUUACUACUCCCUCUUAUCAAAUCGUCGAUGGCGUCAAGGUUAAAAUCGAUAGCUCUAUUACACAACCCGCCAACCAGGUUGCCAAGGAAGCCAAUAAGAGAUUUGGAAGUGUUGUAGAUAAUGUCGAGGCAGUCAUCCAACGUUAUCUUCCUGCAGAAGAAAAGACCAGCUCUGAUGCACGUGAAAUUAACCAAGCAGUACGUGCUUACUACGUUUUGAAUGAUGCUACUCUUCGUUUAAGUCAAAGAGUGACUGAACAAGUCAAGACUUCUGCAGCACAAAUUCCUCGUACUCGUGGCGAUAUUGCUCGUAUUACCGAAACAUCGGCAUUAGUUCAAAAGACCACAGCCAAUAUUCAACUUCUUCAAGAGACUGUUGUUCAAUCAAUCACAUUGUACGCACAACAAGCUCAUCAACGUCUUCCUCCUGCUGUAACUGAGCGUAUCCAAACACUCCAUGCUAGUACCAAUGAAAGAUUACAAGGUUUGACCCAACAAGUAUCUACCCAGCUUUUGCAAGUGAUUGAUUUUGUCAAGGUACAAUCGGGUGAGACUCCUGAAUGGCUCAAGACCCGUGUUUCUUCUCUUGUUGAGAUUGCUAAUAAGCAAGUCGAAUUAGUUCGUGUUCAAUAUGCACGUGAAGAUAUUACCUCCUUGGAUAAGGCAAAGAAUGUUGCUCAAGCUCUUCAAUCACAAGUUUUGCCCGUACUUCAGUUAGUACAAGCUCAAUUGAAUCAUUAUUCGGAAGUUGCACGUCAAAGAGCUUCUUCUGAUUUGAAGCUUCCUUUAGAGUAUCUUGGUUUGGCUCACGUUCCCAAGUUGGCUUCUGCUUAAUAAAUACACACACAUUUAUUAUAUAAAAAAAAAAAAAAAAAAGAGAGAGAAAAGUUUAAGCUUUUCUUUUUUUUUUUUUUUUUUGUUUUUCACUCUCUUUCACACACUUUUUUUUUUUUUUUUUUUUUUUUUUUCUUUUCAUUU
Molecule: messenger RNA, 1470 nt
Organism: Mucor mucedo
Lineage: Eukaryota; Fungi; Mucoromycota; Mucoromycetes; Mucorales; Mucoraceae
Exons: 3
Coding region: 10-1326 (438 amino acids)
Source: RefSeq, a predicted model, not a curated record